AUGGCCGAGGCAUUAGACGCGUCUCCCCGAUCCAAGGCGGGCUGGUUGGCACGACUGGUCAAGAGAGGGGCAGGGGCAGCUGCCACAAGCAGCCAGGCCCUUCCCCCCCUAGAGCAAAAGGCGUCGCCAAAGGGAUCCAAGAAGGAUUCAGUCAGCGGAGUGGCUGACAUUCGGGCAGGCAGUUUCACGUCCACCGCGGGCGGGUUGGCAGACAAGCAAGCGCCAGCCAAGCAGGCAGCCAAGCAGCAAUUGAGGAGCACCAAGUCUAUGACCUCAGGAGCAUCUGGGGGUAUGCUGGGCGACUGUGCAAGUGGGUCAUGGCACAGCAUCACCGAAUUCGCGAGCAGAAAGGAGAUUGGGCGAGGCCGAAACUGCAUCAUCCUGUCUGCGGUGUGCACCAAGACCAAGAUGAAGGUGGCCAUCAAGGCGUAUGACAAGAAGCAGCUGACGCCCAACAGCCAGACACACAUUAAACGCGAGGCCACCCUGCUCAAGCCCAUCAAGCACCCGUCGAUCUGCCAAUUCUACGGGGCCUUCGAGGACGCGACGUUCAUCUACAUCGUGAUGGAGCUGUGCAGCCGUGGCGAUCUGAUGGAGAUGCUGGUCGGCGAGUACGGCGUCGGGAAGCUGUCCGAAGAGCGCGCCGUCCAAAUGGUCAUGGUCCCGCUGCUCUCCGCGCUCAAGGCCAGCCACGCGCUCGGGGUCGUGCACAGGGACAUCAAGCCGGAGAACUUGUUUUUAGACUCGGAGGGCAACGUGAAGCUGGGCGACUUCGGGCUGGCGAUCGACCAGAGCAAGGAGCGGCCCAAGAGCCGCAUCGGCACGCUGGACUACAUGGCGCCCGAGAUCUUCCUCAAGUCGUGGCAGUACGAACAGUUCGGCAGCUCCGACCCGAGCGCCAAGUACGACGAAAUGGUGGACAUCUGGGCAUGCGGCGUGCUGGCGUAUGAGGUGACGGCGGGCGAGGCCCCGUUCGACGCGGCGAAGCACGGCAAAGAGACGCGCGAGCUGAUCCUGUACCACGAGGUGCCCAUCAAGGGCAAGGCCUUCCCGCCGGGGGCCAGCAAGGAGUGGCUCGACUUCAUCAAGAUCACAUUGCAGAAGAAGCCCGAGCUGCGCCGUUCCGCAGAGGAGUUGCUGCACCACCCGUGGAUCUUGAAGCACUCCAAGAGCGCGGCGCCCGCCGCGCCGCCGCCGCGGCCGCUCGUGCUGGACCCUAUUGCGAGCAGCCCACCGUCCAGCCAGCCCUCCAGCCCGACCGCCGCGGCCGCGUCCGCGGCUGCGAGCGCACCCACCAGCCCGAGCACGCCCUCCGCGGCGCACUCGGUGUCGCGCUUUGCCAAGGAGUCAGUUGGGACGACGUCGUUGAAUGGCCGGUCGACGAAGCCGUCCGUUUUGAGCAUCAGCAUCGAGUCCGAGGACGCUAGCCGCGACAGCGGCGGCAGCCAGCCGGGGAGCCCUCUCAGCAGCGGACCCAGCAGCCCCCUCGGCAGCCCACUCGGCAGCCAAAAGGCGCGCAAGAGCGCGCUCGGCCGAGUCAAGACGGCCAACCUGGACAUGACGCCCAAGUUCCAGCCCUCCACGCCCACCCAGAUUAACACGCAACGCGGCAACAGUCAGUUCUCUGCCUUUGACAAGGCGCUCGAGCAGGCAGAAAAGCCGUGGGCGAUUGACGGCAACGACUCGCCCGUGAGUUCGCUGCCCAACAGCCCCGUGACCAAGGUCCGGAAAGAGCCCCCCCACUGGCAACGGAGCUCGUGGAACGGCGACAAGGCUGCCGACGAAUAG
Messenger RNA from Klebsormidium nitens, 1788 nucleotides. NCBI's taxonomy places the organism in Eukaryota, Viridiplantae, Streptophyta, Klebsormidiophyceae, Klebsormidiales, Klebsormidiaceae. The record is from the annotation of a GenBank genome assembly.